AUGCGUGCGGCCGCGGAAAGUGCCUCUUACGCCUCAGCAGCAGGCGAUUCGUCGCCUGUUGUCGUGAAUCCUCCACGUGAUGAGUCACCACGUGCGACAGGUGCAUCCGUUGUGUCUGCAGAGGGUACCUCGGAUCGUAAUCAAGACGAGUCUGAGAUAGAGCUUAUCUAUUCUGGCGAUUUGGAUGAUGCAUCCGACUCGAAGGCGACUCCUCACGCCUCGGGAUCACCCGAGGCGGACACUGCAAGAGCCAGGCUGAAUGGCUGUGGUCAGCGUGGCAGCAUCAUGACCGAGAUCUUCGGAGCGAGUGAUUACUUCGAUGAGUCUUCGCCUCUCGCAAGUCCAUCCCACGAUUGGACUCGUGAGGAUGGUGAUGAGGCACCUAUACAUCACCACGAGCGAAGUAACUCAAGGGAUCGGGGUAACACUGGUGCCAGUGCUCAUGCUGGCACCAAUCAAGAGGCCAGGGAUCGAAGUUUCCUGCGCCACGCUCCCCAAGUGGAGUCUCCAUGGAUGCCGCCAUCCAGAGAGUUGGACCGGUUGGCCGGCACGACUACCGAACGGGAUCGAAUCCCGUUGUUCGAUUGCAGGAAGUUUGCCCACCUGAUUCCAGCACGGAAACUAUCCGUGCUGAGGAAUAUUUCUUCACCGAUGCAUUCUUCAACAUCGGUGGUACAAUGGUAG
Molecule: messenger RNA, 684 nt
Organism: Peronospora matthiolae
Lineage: Eukaryota; Oomycota; Peronosporomycetes; Peronosporales; Peronosporaceae
Source: the annotation of a GenBank genome assembly